Molecule: messenger RNA, 2906 nt
Organism: Esox lucius (northern pike)
Lineage: Eukaryota; Metazoa; Chordata; Actinopteri; Esociformes; Esocidae
Gene: mpp4b
Product: membrane protein, palmitoylated 4b (MAGUK p55 subfamily member 4)
Exons: 20
Coding region: 269-2164 (631 amino acids)
Cellular component (GO): plasma membrane; adherens junction
Molecular function (GO): protein binding
Source: RefSeq, a predicted model, not a curated record
GCCGGUUGGACAUGCCUCUGUCAGUCCUGGGUAGAGACGCAACGGCUCACUUGCCGAGGAUUACUGGGAUAGAGAGGAUUACACUACCCUCUCGUCCCGGUCGCUACGUGGUAAAAGCACAGACGUAUUAUCGGCGGAUCCCCUGGGAAUUCUCUUUUGGGAAACGGUUGUACAGAUGAAAAACCUUCCUCUGGACCAUACUAGGAGUUGAAGAAGGGGGGUCCGAGAGACUGGAAGAAACCGUACAGGUUUUGGUUGAGAGAUCACCAUGAUACAGGCUGUGGAAGCAGAGGUGACAUCCUCUCCUGGACUGGGUGACCAUGGCCUGAGGCAGAUCCUGGCUGAUGUGGUAGAGGCGGUGAAACACUCCAUCAACAAGGAUAUCAACGGGGCAGAGCUCCUGUACAGCCUCCUCAACGCCCCUUGGCUCCAAUCGCUGCUGAAGGUGUACGAAUGCCUGCAGCAGCACAAGAAAGAGCCGCCUGCUCCCUUUCUACCGUACACCACACAGCUCAUCCGACAGAUUCUGGCUGACAUGAGAACUGUUCCAAACCCUUCUGCUGAGGCCCGGGAGUUAUACAAUCUUCUCAGGGAACCACACUUCAAGGCUCUGAUCUCAGCUCACGACACGGUGGCCCAGAAGGACUAUGACCCAGUGCUGCCUCCCAUCCCUGAACACCUGCCCGACGACGAGGAAGCCAUGAGGAUUGUCUGUCUGGUGAAGAACAAGCAGCCGCUGGGAGCCACCAUAAAGAGGAGUGACUUAACGGGGGAGAUCUUCGUGGCUCGGGUGAUCCAUGGAGGACUAGCAGACCGCAGUGGUCUGCUGCAUGCAGGGGAUCGCAUCAUGGAGGUCAACGGUUACCCUGUGGACGGCCUGGAGCCUGAGCAGGUCAUAGAGAUCCUGGCCCGGUCUCACGGUACCCUCAUGUUUAAAGUGGUUCCCAUCACAGACAGACCCGUCAACAACCACACCAUGAUGUACGUGCGUACCAUGGCAGACUACAGCCCCCAGCAGGACCCAGCCAUCCCCUGUGCGGAGGCGGGCAUGGGCUUCAGGAAGGGAGACGUGCUGGAGAUCGUGGACCAGACGGACGCCCUCUGGUGGCAGGCAAAGAAACUGCCAAGCACCUCGGCCUGCGCCGGCCUUAUUCCCUCCACCAACAUGCUCAGGAGGAAACAGAGAGAGUUCUGGUGGUCCCAGCCAUACCAACCUCACACCUGCAUCAAAACCUUAAGCACUGUGGACGAAGAGGAAGAUCUGAUGGCCAUUGACGAAAAGUGUGUUGAAGCUGAUGAGGAAGCGUUUGAAUCUGAGGAGCUAAGGGCAGAGGAGGGCGAGUUCGGCGGUAACGUCGACGGAAUCUACCUACCUGGGUUCAGGCGUAGCCUGCGUCUGUGUCGACGGCGGUCGCACAGCACCGGCUCCAGUCAGCAGUCCUGCCACACACGCUGCCCCAGCAGCUGCUACAGUGCCCUUAACAACCCCUACGAGGAGGUGGUGCGAUACCAGCGAAACCCACAGGACGCACACCGCCUGGUCGCCCUAGUCGGUCCCUCUGGCGUUGGCGUGAAUGAACUCCGCAGACGGUUAAUCCAAUCCAACCCUGGGACAUUUCAAGGGGCAGUGCCUCACACAACGCGAGCUGCUAAGAGUUGUGAGGAGUCCGGUAGAGAAUAUCACUUCAUCAACAGAGAGCUGUUUGAGAACAUGGUAUAUAACAACAGGUUCCUGGAAUACGGGGAAUACAGGGGGCAUUACUACGGCACCAGCCUGGACGCCGUGAAGGACAUCUUGAACAGUGGACGGAUCUGUUUGAUUGACAUCGAGCCUCAUGCCAUCCAAUCAGUGAGGACACACGAGCUCAAGGCCUACAUCAUCUAUGUAAAGCCACCGACCAUAGACCGCAUGAGGACCACCAGGCAAAAUGCUCAGGUCACCACCAAUUACUAUGCCACGCGUCCUUUCAAAGAAGAAGACUUCCUGGAAAUGGAGGAGGCAGCUAGGAAGUUGGAGUCUCACUACUGCCAGUACUUCGAUUACAUUAUGGUGAACAACGAGUUGCAGGACUCUUGUGUUCAGCUACUGACAGCCAUGAGAAAGGCUCAAGAUGAACCACAGUGGGUUCCGGCCAACUGGAUACGGCCUACAGAGGAAUCCUGACGAGAAACGAAAAGAGGAUAAUAAACAAUUGGAAUUCAUUGGAAAGGCAGGAAUGAAGUCCAACUUUUGUGAGAAGUGGUUGUCGCCUUUGGCUGCUGCUUCUAACUGCUCUUAAAUGGAAUUCCUUUAGGAUGGGAUCUUUUUGUUUUGCUGUGUGUAAGAGACUCAAACAGAUAUUGUCCUGGUGCCGCUGUUCCUGGUGUCUGCUUGAAUUUGUUGCUGACUAAUUGGAAUAUUCUAUGUUCAAGGAUAAUUGGAAUAUUUUAUAUUCAAUAUAUUUCAAGGCUGAUAGUGGUGAAUUUAGCAAUUCAUAAGUGUAUGUUUUUUUUCUCUCUUUUAAAUUGUGUGGGUAGAGUUGGAUAUUGUCUUAACCUUUUAUUUAGGCCUACUAUGAGAUGUUCUAGGUUAUAUCUCUCACCAUGUUUACAAUUAGAGCAAAGAAUUGUCUAUGUUGUAUCUCAUUUAUUCAUAGGUUGUUUUAUAUGACGGUUUAUGCCAAAGAAUCUUAAUACAUAACGUGUUUGUAGAUAUGGUAAGUGUAAACUGAAAUGUGAGCAGGUGGAAUUACCAGUAAAGAACGGUUCUCAGAUAAUCUUAUGUAAAAAAAAAAAAAAAGGAAAUACAAAAGAAAAACGUGUAUGUUAGUGAUUUACUUGAAUAGAUCCAUGUGUAAUGAUUUGAAUGACACACUAAACAUUUUACUGUCCUAUGUUGCUUAUUAAAAACAUUUUGGAAGACGUAA